This is a messenger RNA of Cylicocyclus nassatus, 2052 nucleotides long. Lineage: Eukaryota; Metazoa; Nematoda; Chromadorea; Rhabditida; Strongylidae. The record is from the annotation of a GenBank genome assembly.
AACUAGCUUGCAUAGAGACGCCUUGUGGUCAGACAUCAGAAAAACGUUCGAGUGAUUGAUGCAGGAUAUCAUCCUCAACGAGACCACUGAUGGAGAACGUAGCAGCAUACGAUCGUCAGAAGAAGGUGCUAGUGGAUCUCCAGGUGGAUUUGACCACGAAAGGCUUCGCCUUUUACAAAAAAUAGAUCUUGCAAGGGAGCGCCUAAAGGUCACCAGUUUGGAGAGAGAACGUGAUGUUGAAGAGUUCCUUAUGAUGACUCAUGGCUCAGAAUGUCAAAAGGGUGCCGACAACCCUCAAAUGGCUCGUCUCAAACAGCAUUUUGAGAAGAAAAAUAAACGACACACUAGCGAAUUAGAACACCUUCAAAGGAAAUUGGCGAAUUAUGAACAACGUUUAGCAGAGAUUGAAAAUGGGUUGGGCGACCCAGGGAAUCGUGCUACGGUGAUCUCUACGGUCGGCCAGGGUAUCAGAAGAACAGGUGCUAAUCUGAAAGGAAUGACGGAAACGGUCAUCGCUGCUCCGCUCGAGUUAGCCCAACGGAUCAAGAGCACAUUUGGUUCCGCUGAUAAUGUUAAUGAACCUGGAGAAGGUGCAACUUCGGACUUGCGCAUUGGGCAUUCAAAAUUCUACGCUAGUUCUGACUAUGGAAGCCCCAGAGAAGCUACGACUAGCAGAUAUAAUUCGAGGAAGUCUGAUUCCCUCCCUGCUCAUGCAUCGCUAAUAAAAGUAACCACUCCUGCUAAAGGUCACGUCAUUGAUGGGGAUGCGUCAGUCGCUGCUGACGAUUCCGUAUUAGCAAAAGCGGAUGGAGUUGAAGCGGCUAAUGACUCCGUACUUCUCUCACCGUUCGCGCUUUCGGGAGACUCUUCAGAAUUAUCUCCGCAGGUUCUGGAAGACCUUAGAGGUUUGCGGUAUCUUAUGACCAAAAUGGGAGACCAGAUUAAUCGGAUCGAGACUCGGUUGGACUCAGAGUUGGCAUACGUGACCCGAGCACUGGAAGAGGAACGCGGGAAGUACAUGAAAUUGGAAACCACUAUGAACGAAACGAUUGAGCUGCACCAAGCCGAAUUCCAGGCUUUGAAACAAGAGCAGAAAGGCAUUGCAAAUCGACUUGACUAUCAAUACAACGACCGUUUUAAACGUGUGGAGGAAAGUGUGGAAUCUGUACAGAACCAUAUGGUUCGCAUGGAGAAUUCAAUAAAAGACACAUUAGACAUACGCUUGUCGGGUCCCGCUUGGGGAAAUGCAGUUUUUCUUUCAAGCGCAAACAUUGUGGUGGAGUUCCUGAAAAUAGUUUUAUAUCUUGUGGCAACGGUUCUUGACCUUUUCCUACCGUAUUUUGGAUCACGGAACAAAGCGGGUGUCUUUGUAUGUUGUCUCAUUGCUGUACUCGUGGUUUUCCAAAACCUCCAUGGUUACCAGUUCAUUUAUGAUCUUUUCACGCGCACGAAGAAUUCGACGCUGGAAUAACCCCUUUUGAACGACACUUAGUUGUUCAUAACCACACGAACAUGCAUGCUGGUUCAUUCAUAACGUGCACUCUCCUCAAUAUUCCUUCUGUUUUUCUCAGGAUACAGAUAUUGCGGUAGCUUCAAAGUAGAUGCGGCUCGUAUUCUCUAUUUAUUAUUGCACAAAUUUUGCUUCACCGGUACUUCGAAGUUCUUUCAACCUACAUCCAAAUAUUGCUAACAAUAAGUAGUCGUCGAUGUGGCAAAAUAUCUUUGCUUUGAAGCACUUAAUGGUUUUAUCGAAUGUUGCAAUGUCUUAUUGUCAAUGUUAAUACCUCUACUUAGUCAUUAUAAUAAGUUUGCCUCUAUAAUAUCUUGUACGUAAUGUUUAUGAAGCUUCAGUUGGCUUCUUUAUUCUCGUCAUAUUAGGCCCAACCAUUCAUAUGUACCCUGUCAAGUUGCUUGCCGGUCAAUAGUGCUAAAAUUUACGCUGAAGUUGUGAGUUGCCAUUGUAGGUGUGUAAUAAUCUAAUACGGCUUGUACAUGUAAUCGUCCUCUAGGUUUUCUGCUAGUUUUAUCAGAAAUAAAUUAUUCAAGCUUCAC